Messenger RNA from Xenia sp. Carnegie-2017, 1194 nucleotides. RefSeq names its product abnormal spindle-like microcephaly-associated protein homolog. Gene Ontology annotation, molecular function: protein binding. The coding region runs from base 49 to 1194 and encodes 381 amino acids. Gene Ontology annotation, cellular component: spindle pole. Gene Ontology annotation, biological process: mitotic cell cycle; spindle organization; establishment of meiotic spindle localization. The transcript has 5 exons. The record is from RefSeq and is a predicted model, not a curated record. NCBI's taxonomy places the organism in Eukaryota, Metazoa, Cnidaria, Anthozoa, Malacalcyonacea, Xeniidae.
UCGUGUAUAAAUAGAAGUAGCUUAACCAUCGUACGAUAGAUCGUGAUCAUGGCUACAUCACAAAACAUAAGAAAGCGCAAUGCUGGUCGUCCAGCAAAAUACACGUUUGACGUAAAUGCAAUUGCUGCAGCCAUGUCAAAUGUGUCUGGCAACAGAGACUCUUACAGAGACUCGAACAGCUUCUGGGGGGAAAUCCUUCUCAAACUUGGUCUGUGCAACAAAUUACUUGCGCGGAAGAACUUGUAUGUCAGAUGGAAAGAAAACAGGAAUGGCAUGCGAACUACCAUCGAGGAACUGUGGAAUACAAGUCAACAAACAUCUUCAGUCCCGUUAAAGAAAGGUGUAUUUUAUGAUGAGAAGGAAAAGGCGAUUUCUCCCGCAUCGAAAGAGGAUGAUGCAGAAUUGACGAGUUGCAACUCGGGACACAUUGAUGACAAUGACAAGUUUUUCGUUGUGGAUGAGGAUAACACAGUGAAUGUGCGAAGGAAUUAUGCUGCCUGUGUUAUCCAGAAACAUGCCAGGUUGAUGAUGCAAAGAAAACAGAAAGUUCUCAUCUUCAAUUCGGCUAGAAUAAUCCAAGCAUACGUUCGUGGUUUUCUUGUAAGACGUAAUCUCCAUCGUCGACACCAGGCUGUAAAUAUCAUCCGGACAUGCUACCUGUCCUAUCUCGUUGCAAAGAAGACUAGACAGCAUUUUAAAGAUCUCAGGAUGGCUACCUUGCGUCUGCAAUCACUGUAUCGUGGCAAGAUGGCAAGACGUCAUGUAGAGAAAAUAAAAGCGGCACGAAUUAUUCAGUCUCGAUGGCUUAGCUAUCUAACAAGGCGCGAAUUUUUAGCGCAGAAACAGGCUGCAUUGGUUAUCCAGACUGAAGUGAGAAAAUUUAUCGUUCAACGACAUUAUCGAAAUCUGAAAGCGAGCGUUUCCUUUCUGCAGAAACGUUACAGAGAGAAGUUGAUGGCAAAACUGCAACAAAGGGAUGAUGCUUCACGAGUCCUGCAAUGCCAUUAUCGAGCUUAUGUAUUGUCAAAAGAUGUUCAAGAAAAAUACAAGAACACUAGAAACGCCAUAAUCAAACUUCAAGCAUUAUGGAAAGGAUAUCAAGUUCGUAUGAACUAUAGUAAACAGAGGACUUGUAUCUUUCUUAUCCAAUCCAGAGUUCGUGGUUAUAUCAUGAAAAGACAAUACUUAAAAUGA